Messenger RNA from Calliphora vicina (urban bluebottle blowfly), 2097 nucleotides. RefSeq names its product SAM_USH1G_HARP domain-containing protein Sans (gene Sans). Lineage: Eukaryota; Metazoa; Arthropoda; Insecta; Diptera; Calliphoridae. The record is from RefSeq and is a predicted model, not a curated record. The coding region runs from base 341 to 1867 and encodes 508 amino acids. Gene Ontology annotation, molecular function: protein binding. The transcript has 6 exons.
AAAACAAAUUUUAGUUCCAUGGAAAUAAUAAAUUAACGUUAUGAUGACACUUUGAACUUGUCCCAUCAAAAUAACAAAACAAAUAAAAUAAAAUACACAACAAAGACCUCUAGAAAUGCUAGAGUGGUAACUAACCAUAGUAAUGGUUGAGUAAAUUUCAUAGUAUUCAUAAGAUACUUACUUACAUUUAAAAAAGGAAAGUGUUACUCUGCUACUGGAGAACUAAAUUGCUACAGGUUUUUAUUUUUUGUUGCUGUACUUACUGGUAUUCUGUUGUUUGCAGUUUGUGGUAGAGCACGAACAUACAAACAAACAAACGAACAAACAUCUUUACUUAAGAAUGUCUUCAGAUCGUUUUCACAAGGCAGCUAAAGAUGGUCUUUUGGACGUACUGAAAGAGGCCACACGCAAAGAUACAAAUUCGAAAGAUGAUGAUUCCAUGACUCCAGUAUUAUGGGCAUCAUUUGAAGGACAUUUAGAGGCACUACGCUUACUUUGUGGCAGAGGUGGCGACCCCGAUAAAUGUGACCAGUUUGGCAAUACGGCCUUGCAUUUAGCAUCGGCCAAGGGACAUUUACGUUGUGUAGAUUUUUUGGUUAAAUUUGGUGUCAAUAUCUAUGCUCUGGAUAUAGACAAACAUAGUGCCAAAGAUUUGGCAGCAAUUAAUAAUCGUGAUGAAAUUUUACGUUAUUUGGAUGCAGCUACUGCAAAUUUCGAAGCUAACGACAGGAAAAAAGCUAAAGCUAUGAAAGAAGUUGCGGAGAAGAAUUGCGAAAAACGCAUUAAGGAAUACAUGAAACGUCAACAGAAACAGGAUCAAGACUUUAAAGAACUGAAAUCAUCUAUUUCGCCGACAAAUGGUGGUAAAUCUGGCAAAAUGUUGUCAACACUUAAGCAGAAAAUUUGGUCAAGUCAAGGAAAUCUGCAUAAAGUAGCCAAAGAGGUGUCACCAGGACCUACAAAUGGCUCAGUUAGUGGCGGUGGUGUUAAAUUCAGUGAAUUGGUACAAACGGGUUCGGGCAGUUGUGGUGGUUCUGUUGCCAGUCGCAAAGGAAAUACCGUGUCGAAAAUGAAAGGCUGUACCGGAAUGGUGGACAGCGGUUUUAAAAUUGGAGAAAUUGAACCAGAUGGCAGGCGUACUAUAACCUCGUUAAGUGGUGUACAAAGAGAUUCUGAAGUUCUCUAUGUGGGCACAUUUAGUUCGAAUGAGGACAAUGGAAAGCGAGGAAAAAUAAGUGGGCUAUUUGAGGUGGAAGAAUCUUGCAAUUCUGAUACAGAUCAUGCAAAUAGUAAAACAGGCUAUGGUACUCUGUCCAGAUCAUUUUCACAACCCGACAUUUUGGCUGACAAUGAGUCCAGUGAUCAUUUGAGGUCUGAAAUGACUUUGCAAAGGCCCACAGGCUUAUUUGAUCGGCCAAUGUUGGGUAGCAUCGCUUUUCGUAGAUCCGUAACGGCCGCCCUGAGUCAACUCAACAACGAUGCCUACACUAUGGACCAAGAUGCUACGACACAACCUUCGACUCGCACCAAUUCAAUUAGCUCAAAAUCUCGUUCGGGAAAACAGAGAUCAUUCUUAAAUCUUACUGAUUCCGAUUCGGAUGGGGCGGAAGCCUACAGUGACGAAGAUGACGAUCAAGAUGUAGCUGGGGGGCCUAUACAGCGGUUUCUUUGCGUCUGGGGCUUGGAGGAAUAUUUACCUAUUUUUCAAAAGCAACAAAUUGAUUUGGACACAUUAUUGCUGUUAACCGAAGCUGAUUUAAAAUCUCUUGGUCUACCGUUGGGUCCAUUCCGCAAAUUAAGCUUUGCUAUACAAGAACGCAAAAAUGCUUUGGCUAAUCCUGGCAUAAUGAAGGAUUCCCAUUUAUAGGAAUUUCUUAAGCAACUGGUUACUGCUACUUUUAAUAAAUUAAUUAUUUUUACUGCCUAUUUAGUUACCACACUCAAUUAGAUGUAUCUGUAACAUAUUUUAUAUUUUGCAAGCUAUAGAAUUGUACAAAAUUAAAGAAUUUUAUAAAAAUAAUAUUUAAUUAUAAAUGGGUUUGAUGUUUCUGAUGUUUUCGACAAAUCAAACCAUCGCCAAACAAAUUAAUUGCAGAA